This is a messenger RNA of Epinephelus fuscoguttatus (brown-marbled grouper), 2031 nucleotides long. RefSeq names its product kelch-like family member 41a (gene klhl41a). The transcript has 6 exons. NCBI's taxonomy places the organism in Eukaryota, Metazoa, Chordata, Actinopteri, Perciformes, Serranidae. The coding region runs from base 78 to 1874 and encodes 598 amino acids. Gene Ontology annotation, molecular function: protein binding. The record is from RefSeq and is a predicted model, not a curated record.
GCCGCCUAUAGUUCUUUUUCCUCACCAGCCUGGACAGUCUGUCGUGAUCCCUUCCAUCCACUUCCUGUCCUAGCAGAAUGGAUCCCCAAAGCAUGAAGGAAGAUCUCCGUCUAUUUCAGAGCACCUUGCUUCAGGAUGGACUCAAAGAGCUCCUCAAUGAAAAUAAGCUCAUCGAUUGUAUCCUAAAGGUCGGAGACCGAAGCAUCCCCUGCCAUCGGCUCAUCCUGGCAGCUUGCAGUCCUUAUUUCCGGGAGCUGUACUUCUCCACAGACGGCAAGGAAACGGAACAAAUGGAGGUUGUUCUGGAGAACCUGGAUCCCAAUAUUAUGGAGUCGAUUGUAAAUUACAUGUACUCAGCAGAGAUUGACAUCAACGACAACAAUGUGCAGGACAUUUUGACCGCCGCCAACCGCUUCCAGAUCCCCUCAGUGUUCACAGUUUGUGUGAAUUAUCUCCAGAAGAAGCUGUCAAAGCAAAACUGCCUUGCCAUCUACAGGCUGGGACUGAUGCUGAACUGCGCCAGACUGGCAAUGGCAGCUAGAGAUCACAUCGCAGAUCGGUUUGAGAUCUUAUCGAAGGAAGAGGACUUCUUAGAGCUUGCCCCACCCGAACUCUUUGCCAUUAUCGGAGCAGAUAGGUUGAAUGUAGAAAAAGAGGAGGUAGUGUUUGAGACCCUCAUGAGGUGGAUCAGAAAAGACAAAGAGAAGCGUGUGAAAUCAUUAGAGGAGGCCUUUGAGUGCAUUCGCUUCCGUUUACUCCCGGAGAAGUAUUUCAAGGAGAAGGUGGAGAAGGAUGACCUCAUUAAGAGCAAUCCUGAGCUUGUCAAAAAAAUCAAAGUUAUAAAGGAAGCUUUUGCAGGUAAGUUGCCUGAAAAGAAGAAGGGAGAAGAUGACGAGGAAGGAGAGGAGGGAAAGUUGCCAGGCUAUUUGAGCGAUAACUGCAGAUUUGGCAUGUAUACCAGAGACGUGAUUCUGAUGAUCAAUGACACUGCUGCCGUGGCCUAUGACGCCCAGGAGAACGAAUGUUCGCUUGCUGCGAUGACGGAGCAGAUCCCCCGCAACCACGUCAGUCUGGUAUCAAAGAAGAACAACCUGUAUGUGUUGGGAGGAUUGUUUGUGGACGAAGAGGACAAAGAAAACCCACUGCAGUGUUACUUCUACCAGUUGGACAGUCUCUCUUCUGAAUGGAUCGCUCUGCCCCCCAUGCCCUCCCCCAGGUGCUUGUUUGCCAUGGGGGAAUUUGACAACCUACUGUUUGCUGUCGCAGGAAAAGAUUUACAGUCCAACGAUUCUCAUGACACUGUGAUGUGCUAUGACACUGAAAAAAUGAAAUGGUCUCAAGUAAAAAAUUUGCCUGUGAGUAUCCACGGCCACUGUGUGGUGUCUGAGAACGGCCUGGUGUACUGUAUCGGAGGAAAAACAGAUGACAAUAAAGCAACCAAUAAGAUGUUUGCAUACAACCACAAGAGGUCAGAGUGGAAGGAGGUGGCUUCCAUGAAGACACCCAGAUCCAUGUUUGGGGCAGUUAUCCACAAAGGGAUGAUUAUCGUUGCUGGGGGAGUCAAUGAGGACGGCCUCACAGCUUCAUGUGAAGCUUACGACUUUGGAACCAACAAGUGGGCACGCUUCACAGAUUUCCCCCAGGAGAGGAGCUCACUCAACCUGGUGAGCUGUGGAGGGCAGCUGUAUGCUGUAGGAGGCUUCACCAUAGUGGAGAACGAGAACAAAGAAUGUGCUCCCACUGAAAUCAUCGACAUUUGGCAGUAUGAAGAUGACAAGAAACAAUGGAGUGGCAUGAUCAGAGAGAUGCGUUACGCAGCUGGAGCGUCCUGUGUGUCCAUGCGCCUGAAUGUAGCCAGAAUGCCCAAACUGUAGUCCAGGGACAUGAGAGGGACUUUGACUUUACUGCUGUAGGCAAGAAUAUUAUGUAAAUGCUCUAAUGUAGUGGCUCCUUGUUGUCAUGUAGCAUUUUAAUAUAUCAGAAACCUUUGUCUGUUCCGUGAGUAUUUUAAUAAAAUGUAUUAUGGUUUUA